Molecule: messenger RNA, 2139 nt
Organism: Nematocida major
Lineage: Eukaryota; Fungi; Microsporidia
Exons: 1
Coding region: 1-2139 (712 amino acids)
Source: RefSeq, a predicted model, not a curated record
AUGCACGCAAAGUUUUAUGCACUUACAAUUGCAAUCCUGACGCACUUCGCGCACGCGAGAGUGUCGUUUAACGAGAUCAUAGAGAUGCAAAACACUGAAAUAAGAAAUAGUACCGCCUUCAUCAACCCAAAGGGACCGCUCUGCCUGUUGCGCGGGUUCGUGUACUCCGAUCUGGGCUACAUGCACAACAAGCGCUUCUUUGCUCCUGAGAUAGAAACUGACUACAAACUGGAGCCCGCUGGGGAUGUUAAAACCACAGAAAAGCACAACUACACAAGAAACGCAGAGAACGACAAACCUUACCCAUCAGAAGAGGAGCCUGCUCUUAACGCCGGUAUUGCUACCACAGACUACGCUGUGGAGUACCACCGCACCCUCAUCGAGAUGUUUCCGUCAACAGGCGGGCACACUCUGUCAUUGGAUAACAGCCCAAAAGACUCUUUCUUCCAGACUCUGCAGGGAAUGCCCAGCAAAAACGCGAACUACGUGUUGGCUGCGCUUCUCCUGCUGAGCGAGGGCGUCGAUGUACCCAUUGAGGCAACAGAGAAGGAAGUAAAACUAGAAAUAGGCAGCAUAAAAGUUGAGGAAAAUAUAUGCGAAAAGGCUGCACAGGUCAUAAACUUCUUCAAAGCUAACCCGAAAAAAGAAGAAAUGCCGUGCACACUAGAGACCUUCAGCACCGGGGAGUUUCUAAACACUCCGCAGUUCCUCAUCCAGGCGUACGUCUUUGAGUACAUUAAGAGCAAGGACGACGCCCUGGACUUCGCAGCGUGCGCACACGCCAUUCUCACAAGCCUGCCGGAAAAUGAGAGAAAAGACGUAUACAGCGCCUGCUUUGUGGAGAGCAAGGCUGAAGAAGACGAGCUUCUGCAGCCGUUUGUGCAGAUUCAGAAACUCAUAGAGAGUCAGAGGCGGUUUCCGUUUUCCAACUACAAAUUGGUGCCAGGGCACAUAAACUUGCACGCCUGCAAGAGAGGUCAACUCGAACUUUUGGAGGAAACAUUCUCGCCCAACAUGGAGCCUGCCCUACUUGCGCUCUUCUGCUUCCUUUCAUAUAAUCCAGAAAAGAACGAAUACGACGUGGAAGCCAUGCUCGGUGAGAAAAAGGAUCAUCCGGAGGCAAAGGCUCUGCGCGAAUUCUUCCAGUUGGAAAGUGUCAGCCCAAAACAGUGCCCUACCGUAGAGACGAUGCAGGAGUGGAACCGAGUCGUGUCUGGCCUGCAGAGCAAGUACAUCGAAUACGAAAGAAAUGACCUAAACAAAGCGUGGCCCGGACUUUUUAACGCUCUCUACAUUAUCGCAGAAAUAACAGGCAGACGAAAGGAGGAAGAGCCUACAAUACAGAAUUUUGAACUGAUGAUGAAAUCGGCUGAAAAUGGAAACAGUGAGAAAACACUUGAAAAGAUAAAAGAGUACGUGGAAAAUCUUUUAAAGUCUCUUUCUGUGGAUAAAUCCAUAAAAACCAGCUUUUCCAGACUGUUUAUGUUCGAGGUAAAUGAUGACAAGGAUGAUCUCUACGGAACAAUCACCAUAAAGUACACAAGUAGCGAUAACCUGUUCGAGCAUAGCAUACAAAUUAAGUUUUCUGAUAGUGUCAAGCUCCUGCUCAGUUGGGCCUUGCUUAAGGACGAAAGCAUGACCUUUUUUUCUGCGGGCAGAUGCGGGGAGCCCAAGACCUUUAUCGAGUGCCUGUUUUAUAAGUACGAAGACGUGUGGAGACUCGGGGGCAUGGACCCUGAAGAAGAAAAACUGGAAAAACGUAUCAUAGAGAUCGCACGGCGCCUGUCGAGAAUUGAGCUCCCAGGGAGCCCAAACGAGCUCUUUUUGGUGGGGCAUGCCUUGACACACAAACUGGCACAUAUUGCCAGCCUCUACCUGGCCUUGAACACAAUACAGGUAAGAGAGGGCAAUUUCCCCCCGAAGGAGCAUCCGUGCAUGCGCCUUACCUCGAACCUACUUGGGAGCCUUCCGCUGGACAAUCUUUCAAAGCAAGGAGAGACGGUGCUCGGGAUAGUUUAUACACACAAUGCGCGCCCGGCUUUUCCAAGAAUCAGCCUGUCAGACAGAAAAUACAUGAAUGUUUUGCUUGUUUCUAAUCAGCUCCUGUCACGCUAUUUGAAAAAACUAUACUCGAAUUAA